CAAAGUUAUAGCUAUAUAAACACCAUAUAAGCACCAUAUGCAUAAACACACAAAGUUGGUGUGCAAUGGCAAUGGCGAUGGGGCGGCUUCAUCAAUAAAUUUGCUAAAAAGUGAUGAGCAGAGGCAGCAGCACACCUACAACUACAAGUACUACUUCUUGUUCACCGUCGUCAUCCUUGUCACACUACUACUCACAGUCGUUAAACAGUUGAAGAGAGAUCUCACCACAGAUAUUAAGCUUGGGCUUAGCUUAUCACCCUCUGCAGCGUCCCAACGAGUACAACACAACCCCUCUCAGUCUCAGUCUGCCGAAAGGGGGAGAGCAUCGGAGAAGAAUUUAAUUGGGCCAGUUAUUCAGAAGAUGAAUGCAGCGACAGCAGAUGAUGAACACAAUGAUGUUGAGAGCAGCAGCAGCAGCAGGAACACAAGAAGAAGACUGUAUGUCAAGGUUUACAUGGAGGGGCAUGCCAUUGGAAGAAAGCUGGAUCUAUUAGCCCAUCAUGGUUUUCAUGACAUGAUACGGACACUCGAACACAUGUUCAACACCAACAUUCUCUGGGGAGAUGAUGUGGACAGAGUGCACUCUGGUCAUAACGAUCUUCAUGUUUUGACAUAUGAGGACGAGGAAGGGGAUUGGCUCAUAGUCGGUGACGUUCCUUGGGAGAUGUUCUUGUCCGCAGCGAAAAGAUUGAAGAUCACAAGGACUUUUCCAUGAUGAUUUUCAAAUCAUCCAUCUUAAUUUUUCCUCCAAGGACAAGCUAUAGAGCCUGUAGUUUUGAAAAUAGGGUGGGCAGCUAAGUGCGGAGUGACAAUGGGGGUUACUGGUAGGGUGUUGGGCCUUAGAAUGUGCGUUUUUGAGGCCCACGUGUGACCUCUAUUUGUUAUAGUGAAAUGCUGCGGGCAGUCGCCUACGCCAGCAUGCAUCUAUCGUUUAUCACAUCUCAUCCCUUACGAGAGAGAGAUUUUGUGUAUGACAAUAUGUUUCACAAGCACAGAAGAAACUGUAGUUUGAUAUUUCUUUAGCUCAUUAAAAUAAAAAUUAG
Molecule: messenger RNA, 1043 nt
Organism: Malus domestica (apple)
Lineage: Eukaryota; Viridiplantae; Streptophyta; Magnoliopsida; Rosales; Rosaceae
Source: RefSeq, a predicted model, not a curated record